Zasmidium cellare ATCC 36951 is the source of this 483-nucleotide messenger RNA. RefSeq lists its product as uncharacterized. Bases 1 to 483 code for a protein of 160 amino acids. The record is from RefSeq and is a predicted model, not a curated record. Lineage: Eukaryota; Fungi; Ascomycota; Dothideomycetes; Mycosphaerellales; Mycosphaerellaceae. The transcript has 4 exons.
AUGAACAUCUUCCACCUCCUCGCCAUUUUCAUGGCCCUGCUUCUUUCUGAGACUGCUGCUCAAGCCGUAAACGCCAAAACGAUGCAUUCUAUGCUCACCCCAACCAACUUAAGUGUCAUCUUCUACACUCUGCCAGACUACCGCAUCUUCGCGGGACGAGGACUUUUCAGUGCAAACAUCGAGAAUGAGAAGCCUCACCACAUCAACAACCUGAUCGACCCAACCUAUAUCCAAUCCAUCGAAGUCAUGCCUGGACUUGAGCACUGCUUCUUCUUCUUUGACGAGGACUGCAAGAAUCAAGUCGACUCGAUGUCGUGGCCAGGCAGGCCCAAUCUGAACUGGACGAGUCUCACCAACUCGUCGAUGUUCUAUUGCAACUUCACUUCUGACAAUACGAACAAGCCGGCAAACAAGAUCCAGGACGGACGACGUCGCGGGAAGAUUGUAGAGCCCCUGGUGAGGAGCACACCUUUUGAUUUGUGA